CCCCGUCCGUCAGUCAGUCAGUGAGGCUACGACCGUUGAGAAUGGUGCUCUAGGAACGUCUCAAAAGUUUAUAUUUUUAUCAUUAUUCUCCUUCGGAAAAGGAGAUUAAAAAAAAUCAACUAGAAAACAGGAACAUCCCAAAGCACCAAGGACAAUAAAAACUAUUACUCCAAAGCACUUAACAUAAUUUCUCUGGGAAAUCAAAAACAUUAAAUCAUCCCAAAGGAGACAUUCAUCACAGUAAAAUCAUCGUGCUUAAAUAAAUUGAAACAUGAGCUUCAAAGUCUCAUUUCAAGUGAUUGUGUUGAGUGAGGAGAAAAACAUUUUCAAGUGAUAUAGUGAGAAAUUGUCUAUAAAUACGUAAUUUUACUAUCUCGUGUGCUUUUUUUUUUACUUCAUCCGCCACAACUAUUAUAACAAAAAUAACAGCCAUUGAACCGAUAAACCCUCAUUGUGUGAUUCAGUUCAUUGAGAGAAGAUUAACAACUGUCUUAAUAUCUGUGGGAAUAGAAAAAAAGCAGCAACUGAAGAAUCCUGGAAUAAAUUGGUGUUACUGAAGAAUCUUAUAUCGUGCACCUCUUGUGAUAAAACAAUACGAUACUUAGAUUAGGUCAACAGAGAGAGUGCGAUGUAAUAAUUUGUUUUCUCAGUAAAGAAAAGUUGUUAAGUAAUCCUCCACGUGGUUGCACAAGAUCAUCAAAUGGUAAAAAUAGCCUUUACAUCAAUUACUCAGCAAUGAACUGCGGUGUUCAUAGUAUCACGAUUAACCAUCAAUUGUCACCGUAAAGUUAUAAAUUCCGCGAGGUUGCUAAAAAGAAGUGGCAUAAGAAAUAACCGAAACACUUGACUCAUUUUUUUCGCAAGAACCGGCCUCAUUGAAACUUAUCACGCUGGUGUUCUUGGUUUUAUUUCACCGGCAAAAGAGGCAACACAAGUGUACGAAAAACCGUGCAUACACGUAAUAUCAGACGAGAAAAUUAAACACGCUCAGCACAGCAGUGAAUAAUGCUUAGAAUCGCAGGUGAACAGCUAACAUUUGCGAGAGAUUCAUCGAGGUAAUGCCGGGUGUGAGCGGUAUGGUCAGAAAGAGAGAGAGUGGCUCAGCAAAUUAAUUUGAUAAGAUAAAAGAAGAGCCUAAAACUUGAGCAUACACAGUGUAUUUGGGGUACAACAAAAAAAAACCAUCUCGACAAUAAAAGUAAUAUAGCAAAUUAUUAAAUACAUCUAAACCCUCAAAUGAAACUCUAGUAAAAUAAACGUGAAAAGUAUGUGAGAGUAUAAAAUCCAACCACAAAAAAAAGCUCUAUACAUCAAGUAUGAUAAGGAAAAGGCAACAUUUUUGUGGCUCAGACCCCUUACAAUCUUUGAUAUCGCACAUGAAUUCAGUGAUUGCGUGAAAUUGAUUGGUGCCGGAUGGUCAAUCCAUCUCUUCGUAUUCUUCACCCCAAAAGAGAACCAUCAUCGACUGAAUCAACGAAAAAAUUCACAGCAAUUCUUCAGUGAACUUCAAUCUUUGCGUGUACAUCAAUUAAUUGAUAUAAUUAAAUUCCUUCGUUUCAAACACCAGAGUUAGAACAAAUUGCUCCAAUUCCUGACCAAUUUGUGCAAAAUUGUGAAAAGUUACACAUUUAUUCUCCUCUAUAACUUUUGGAAGCAAGUGCAUUAUACUGAAAAUGGAUUACAAAUUAACACUUGGACUGAUUGUAUUUGUAGGAAUUUUAUCAAUAAGAUUUAACCCAAUAAAUGCUGACAUUGCAGACGAAGAUGAGGAAUACGACGAGGACUACGAUGAUGAUGACUAUCUGGAAGAGAGUGAAAAUCAAACUGAUAAGGCCCCAGAUAAGUGGAUGGAAAGGUUAAAUGUUACAGAAUUGGCGGAAAAAGUACGUGAAGUAUUUAGCGAAAAGUCCGUUGAAUCUACCGGAGGGGAAAUUUUGGAUGGUGAAGAUGGUGAUUCUGGUGGGGAAGUUCCUGCGCAAGAAUGUCCUAUGGAGUGUUCUUGUCUACCACAUUCAUUUGUUGACUGCAGUCAAAGGAAUUUGACACAAAUCCCCGAGAAUUUGCCCCAAAACACCUCAUUUAUCGAUCUCAGUCACAAUUCAAUCACCACAAUUCACAUUGAUGACUUCAGCAAUGCCACACAUCUUCGAGAUAUUCGCCUUCAUGACAAUCAAAUAGGAUCAAUUGAUAAAAUGGCAUUUGCCCAACUAGACCGGCUCGAUAGUGUCGACCUGUCAUACAAUCAACUCAAGCACAUCGUUCCGGACACAUUCGCCCAUUCACUCCAUGUCACAAAAGUCAAUUUAAGUGGUAAUCCACUGGAGAUUCCAACAGAUGCACCACUGCUGAAUUCAUCCAGCCUCGAGGAACUUGACUUGAGUGCUUGCAACAUCAGCAACCUCUAUCUGGACACCUUUACAAAUCUAAGUGGUUUAGUUGCACUCAAUAUCAACAACAAUCCCAUCGAUGAGGAAUUAAAUGUUGAUGUAUUCAAACCCUUGGAACAUCUUCAGCACUUUCAAAGCGUCGCAAUUAGCCAAGACAACAUUCCAGAUUUGUGUGACAACCUUGCAUCAAUUGAUGAAAUUCGGUUUCCAACAUUCAUUCUAAGUUGUUUUGAAUUGGCAUCAGGAUCAACAUUUGAGGAAAGUAUAGCUACACAUCCGCCAUCAACAGUAUCCCCACCGCCAACAACUACAACACCGUAUAUCCCUACGACAACAACAACCAAAUCAACCACCUCGAAGUCAUCACAAUUGACUACAACAUCAACCGUUGCACCCGAGAUACAACAACACAUCAAUUCAAUGUCUAGCGGCAUCAGAAGCACAACCGUGAACAACAGUACUGAGUCUAGUAAUACUACAGCAACAACAGAAGAUCCCGAUUCUGUUGAAACAUCAGCGAAGGGAAUAGAUUCAAGAGGUGUUGUUGAACUAUCAGCAGAAACAAUCAACAACAUCCUCAUAGGGAUCAUCAUCAUAGCCGUUAUCGGUCUGGCGAUUGGUGUUAUCUUCAGGAGAGAUUGUUGUGGAAUUAAGACUAAAAUGUGCCGAACACGAACAAGAAGACCCGCACCAACGGAUCAAGUGAGACCAGCCGAAGAGGUGCCACUGAAUAAGAUAGGCUAGUCACAACCUAAAGGCUAACAGUACUGCAAAAAGACGCUUUCCCUUCUCCCAAGAAGGAUGUGAAAUCGAAUUUAAGAAUUUUUAUUUGUAAGUACAGUACGAAGCAGGUUAUAAAACAGAAGAAACUGUAGGCAGGAACAAUUUAGAAAAACAGGAUAAUUCUUUUAAAACCAAACUUGUAAAUAAUAGGUUGAUAGUCACAACAUUAGUAAACCAACGAACAAAAUGUUGAUUAAAAUCAACAUUUUUCUCCUUCACAUUAUUAAUAAUUUAAGAUAAAACACCCUAAUAUACAUAUUUCCUAUUUUUACCAAUUAUAAUUUAAUUAAAAAGAAAAUGGUUUUGAAGGACUUUUGAAAGUAUAAACUGUGUGAAUGAUUUAGUUGCGGAAACCAAAAUUUGUAUAGAUAAUAUUCUUAAAAUUUAGACAUACCUAAAAGAAAAUUAUUUGUAUUACGCUAGAAAAACAUUAAGUAAAAGUGAAGAAUGAACGUGGAAACCUUUGUGAAAAAAUAAAUAAAAUAACAAAAACGUCAAGGUAAUAAAUUAA
Phlebotomus papatasi is the source of this 3681-nucleotide messenger RNA. RefSeq names its product oligodendrocyte-myelin glycoprotein. Gene Ontology annotation, molecular function: protein binding. The coding region runs from base 1674 to 3131 and encodes 485 amino acids. NCBI's taxonomy places the organism in Eukaryota, Metazoa, Arthropoda, Insecta, Diptera, Psychodidae. The transcript is spliced from 6 exons. The record is from RefSeq and is a predicted model, not a curated record.